UGCCGCCUUAGCUCCGUGCAUCUGCUUCCCCUUGCUUUUUAGAGCACACUUAAGUGCCCUUCGUAAGUCAUUCUUCCAGGAUAUUGGAGUUCGCUGUGAUCCUGCUUGUCAAGCCCUAAGCACAGUGAUUUAGUGGCCGGAUUUAUAUUUUUUAAAUCUGCAGCCAAUUGUGGAACACGCAAGCUUUUAAGAGGAUUUAGAACUUCUAAUUCACUGGUCUGAUUUAUCAUGGGCUUUGCACUUAACAGCAGCUUCCAAAACAAGAAUCCCGUGUUUCUUGUCAGCACAGUCAUCUUGGAGAAGGCUUUCUGAGUGUAGAAAGGGCCAAGACAAAGGCUGGGUUUAUCAGCAGAGAAUUAGAGGAAAGAACGAAGAGGGAGACGAGAGGAGGAAACGGGACGUGGGGAGAACCUGAUUGUAAAAAUGCCCCGAGCAGCUCUGUGUUUAUGUGUCUUUGCCUCGAACCUGUAUUUCGCAGAACCCAUGGCGUCAAAACUGUUAAUUCACUUUGUAAAACCCAGGACUGUAACAGGAUUUGUACUUCUUUGUGCUGACUUAGAUACCGGAAGUGGUUUUUCUACCAUUUGUCAGAUUCAGAGAAAGACUGUCAUCCCCUGAUCCCGAAUUGAGAGAUGCUCAGUGAGCUUCUCUUUGUGCCUCUUAGGGUCUGCGUGCCCGUGCUUACAUGUUCCUGCCACUUCUGCAGAAAGCUCAGACGAACCUGGGGCAACCAGAAAAGCCCGUGUUAGAAAGUCUGUCUUGGGAUCAUGGCCAGCUGAAGCAACUUCUAAUCUGGUCUUGGAAAACUCCUUAUUUCCCUUCUUAUACCCCCAACACACACACCACAUACACAUACACACACACACACGCACACACACGCCACACACCCACAUGCCACACACUGCCGCCAGCAGGACUGCCAUCUUUCCGCUGUGGGCUGACUGAUUAGCACAGCCUCCCCAGGCUCUUGAGGCCCUUUCUUCUGCUCCACAGCAGUUGUUUAUCUGAUGAUCUUGGCUCCAGCCUGUGAUUUCCAAACAGACGAUAACUCUUUUUCCACUGCUGUGACGGGGCACAAAGCGUAGCUUCUCCAACUGAGCCCAAAGGGAGUUUCUGCUCACACCAAGGGAACCCUGACAGUGUGUUACAAACACCGGGGCCUCUCCCACAGCAUCAUCUGCAGUGGCAGCUCCUAGAGCUUUUGGUGGUGGUGGUAAAAUAGCAGCUCAGCCGUCAGUGCCUAGAAACCUCAUGCAGAGUCUUAAAUCUGACCUGUGACUCUAAAGACACCACGCUGCUGAUGGAAGUGACCUGUCACACCCGCCUUAGCACCUCUCUUUCCAGGGGCCGAGUCUGGAGAUAGCCUGCAGAAAUGGUAUCUCUCGAGGGGCAGGGAAAAAAGGAAGAACAGGUCAUCAGCCUUGGGCCUCAGGUGGCUGUGGGAGAGGAUGUAUUGUUGUCUGUUACCUCUUUUCAUGCUUCAGUGAUACUUUGGUCCAUGUCACUGAUCUUUCUGCCAAGGACACUGUCUGUUGUGUGACUGGUGGAGUGAAGGGAAAGGCUGAUCCAGAUGAAUCCUCCCCAUAUGCUGCCAUGUUGGUUUCCUAGGAUGUGGUUCAGGGGUGCAGGGAGUUGAUCAUCACCACCCUACAUAUCAAACUCUGGGCCACAGGAAGAAACAGGACUAAGACCCCUGGACCUGGUGUCCAGUCAGCCCGCGGAGCCAUUGCUCGCUUGGGUAAGAAGAUUGUGAGGACUGAGAAUGUCAACCCCCCAUCCCCUUUGACAGCACCCAAGGAAAGGAUGUUGCCAUGGUUGCAGUCUACAAACAAGACUCAAGUUAUUCUCUGUUAGAAAAUAACUUAUAACGCACUGUCAGGGUCCCCUUGAUGUGGGCAGUAAUUUGUACAAAUUGCUUUUGUGUCAGCUGAAAAGGAAAAAGAGAAAAAAACUGCCAACUGCUGCUAAGCAGCACCUCCCAGAAAGCCGUGCUUCCUGCAGCACAGCAGGUUGGACCUUCUGGCCUGGAGCCGAGGAGCCAUAGGCUGAGGGCAUUGGAGAGGUGAUGAUGUGGCAGAGACAGCAGGACAAGGUCGGAGGCCAUGCCAUGGGCAGACGGGCUGGGGUGAAGAACAGCCCAGAUGCUAGGAGAACAGCCUGGCCUGGCCGACUCAUUCUCUGAGAGGUGAAAGGUGAGAACUGUGAAACGGGAGACUUAGCGUCAGACUUCGGAAGUAAUCUGGGCUUUGUUCGUUUCUAGCUUGUGCUCAUGGACCGUCCAGUUUAAUCUCUAUGAAGUGGAGCUAGUGGCUCACAGAAUUGUACAGAUUAAAUGACAUAAUACCGUGUAUGCGACGCGGAAGAAGAAGAAUGGCACCACACGCUCAGCCAGCACUCCUGAGGGCGAGGUGCCUACCUAUAAGUAUAACAUGAACUUUGAGAAGGUGGGCAAGUGCAUCAUAAUAAACAACAAGAACUUCGACAAAGUGACAGGCAUGGGCAUCCGAAAUGGAACGGACAAAGAUGCUGCAGCCCUUUUCAAGUGCUUCCGUAGCCUGGGUUUUGACGUGGUUGUUCAUAAUGACUGCACCUGUGCCAAGAUGCAAGAUCUGCUUAAACGAGCUUCUGAGGAAGACCAUACGAAUUCAGCCUGCUUCGCCUGCAUCUUGUUAAGCCAUGGAGAAGAAAAUUGUAUUUAUGGAAGAGAUGGUGUGACACCAAUAAAGGAUUUGACGGUCCACUUUCGGGGUGAUCGAUGCAAAACCCUUUUAGAGAAACCCAAACUCUUUUUCAUUCAGGCUUGCCGAGGCACGGAGCUUGAUGAUGGGGUCCAGGCUGACUCGGGGCCCAUCAGUGACACCGAUGCUAGCCCCCGCUAUAAGGUCCCGGUCGAAGCUGACUUUCUCUUCGCUUACUCCACGGUCCCAGGCUAUUACUCUUGGAGGAACCCAGGAAGAGGUUCCUGGUUUGUGCAGGCUCUCUGCUCCAUCCUGGAGGAACAUGGCAAAGAGCUGGAGCUCAUGCAGAUCCUUACUAGGGUGAACUACAGAGUAGCCAGACACUUUGAGUCCCAGUCGGAUGACCCUCAUUUCAACGAGAAGAAGCAGAUCCCAUGUGUGGUCUCCAUGCUCACCAAAGAACUGCACUUCCGCAAGUAACCGUUCCUGCUGGCUGAGAAGCCAGGGAUUGCUUGUGGAUGAGUCAGAUCGUUAGUAUCAUUAUUAUUACUAUUUUAUUUUUAUUAUUAUUAUUAUUAUGAUGCUCUUGAAAUACCCAGAAAUGUUACGAGAUUUUAAUUUCAGGAAAAUGUAUUGAUUCAGCAGGGAAGAAACAUUCUGGUGCUGACGGAUGGUCUCCGAAUUUUCAGAGACUUCUUUUUUACAAUGUUACUCAUUUGAUGACUUUGUAAUUUCCUCUUAAGGUUAAUUUUUCUGUUUGUAUUUCUUUUACUUUGUUCAUUGCACUCAGUACACGCAACAGAAAUGACCUCUGGAGAAAGUUCUCAGCCAUGUCCACUGGAAUUAAUGGUGACAUUGGUGGAAUAGGGUUCUGUUUGCACUUGGAACAAUAAAUCUCGGCCCUUGACAAAAAAUAGCUGAAGAGAUAGACGCUGGCCUGUGUUGCAGAAAUGGGAUUGUAUGCUCUGAGUGAUUUUUCGUUGGUUUAGGGCAGAUUUUUAUGCAAGCCUUGCCAGGUAAGAGAGGAGAAAAAAAAUCUGAUGACUCUAGUAUGUAUCAGUGAGGGUUCAGUCCCCAAACCGGAAGUUAUUCUAGGUGUUAGUAUAGGAAAUUAAGUUAAUAGAAGAUAAAGUAAUGAAGCCAAACAGCAGAAGACUGUUACCACACCUGGGACUUGAGGACAGUCGGAAGAGGUGUGGCUUCCUGGGGCAGAGGCUGGGAUCAGCCACAGAAACUGGGAUGCCAGUGGGGACUCCCUGCUGGGAGCUGGGAGCAUUGAGGGGCUGUGGAAAAUGGAGCCGUGGCUGAGGCAAAGCCACUGGCUGAGAUGGUGACAGUGCCAGAGCUGAGUCAGACACCGAGAAACCCCCUGGCCUGCGUCUCCUGUCCUAUGUCUUCCACCAGCAUCUGACCAUUCCAUCCUGGAAGCUAGCUGGCCAGAACCCUGGGAGAUGUGGCUUCCUCUGAUACAGCGUGCAGAGCAGGGGAUAGUGAGGCCACAGAACAGCAAAGAGUGGAUAGAAGCCUGGCCUAUAAUGUGAACAUAUUCCUUGGUGUUCAGCAGUUCAUCCAAACAUGUAUUCAUUAAGUUGUCAGAUAGUCUACCUAUGUGCAAAAAAAUGUUUCUGCUUUAUGUGCAAGAUGGUCUGUGAUAGCUUUAAAAUCUACUUAGAAGUUUUCAAAUUAUUCCAGAUAUUAUUCUCAGUAAAUUUUUUUGUUACCUCUAAUUUUGUGAGGAAGUUUAUAGCGAAGAUUUGGGGCACUUUGUUUUCAGGAUGGUAAUAUCUUUUGAAUUCUUUAUAUAUUACUGUAUUUUCCUGCCUAAUAACUGGUUAACACAUGUUCACAUUUAUUGAUUAAAAUGUGACUGCUUAAUUCCUAA
Molecule: messenger RNA, 4560 nt
Organism: Chinchilla lanigera (long-tailed chinchilla)
Lineage: Eukaryota; Metazoa; Chordata; Mammalia; Rodentia; Chinchillidae
Gene: Casp7
Product: caspase 7, apoptosis-related cysteine peptidase
Exons: 6
Coding region: 2430-3158 (242 amino acids)
Biological process (GO): apoptotic process; proteolysis
Cellular component (GO): cytoplasm
Source: RefSeq, a predicted model, not a curated record